UAAACAUCUCAAACGCCAGUAUACGUACACAUAAACUCGUUAGACUGCGCUUGACCAUAAGUGCUUGACCAUGUGCCAGUGUUCACCGAACUGUUGCUCCGUGUUCUAUCCGCUAUGGUGCAUUAUUUUAGGUGCUCUCGGGGUAGUGGGAGGAAUAAUUCUGGCAUGUUUGCACAGCUAUGAAAAGAAUCGAGGAGUUGCCAUUACCUGCAAGCUCCUGAUAAUUGUCACUAGCCUAACCUACAUAAUUGCUGGAAUACUUAUGAUGCUUGGCGCUAAAAGGGACAAGGAAGUACUGUUCAAAGUCGGAAAAUGCCUAAGCUAUAUUUAUCCGAUUUCGUCUGCAUUAGCUUUAUACCCGAUAAUUGUCCACAUUGUCGCCAUGACAUAUCUGUGCACCUAUCAGAAGAAUCGCUGGGGAUAGUUACUGCCUUUUUUCAUUUGGACUUGA
Messenger RNA from Drosophila erecta, 451 nucleotides. RefSeq lists its product as uncharacterized. The transcript is spliced from 3 exons. Lineage: Eukaryota; Metazoa; Arthropoda; Insecta; Diptera; Drosophilidae. Bases 71 to 424 code for a protein of 117 amino acids. The record is from RefSeq and is a predicted model, not a curated record.